Molecule: messenger RNA, 1845 nt
Organism: Didymodactylos carnosus
Lineage: Eukaryota; Metazoa; Rotifera; Eurotatoria; Philodinida; Philodinidae
Source: the annotation of a GenBank genome assembly
AUGGAACUGCCCAAGCAAAUAAGCAAUAUUGUAUUUUUAGUCAGCGUGUUUGCUUCAUUACCUCGUACGACACGUGGUCAACCCAUCGUGUUAGGCAGUGAUCCAAAAGGAAAAACAUUUCUGUAUACAAAUGGAAACAGUGUAUUUAUUCGAAAUAUUGAUGAUCCGUCUAUUUGUGAUGUGUAUACCGAACAUUCGACAACUGUUUUAUGCGCUAAAUACUCACCAUCUGGCUUUUAUAUAGCAUCAGGAGAUCAACAUGGGAAAGUUCGUAUAUGGGACACAAUUAAUAAAGAACAUCUAUUAAAAAAUGAAUUUCAACCAUUUGGAGGAUGUAUUAAAGAUUUAGCUUGGACAGCCGAUAACCAACGUAUUAUAGUUGGAGGAGAAGGAAAAGAAAAAUUUGGACAUGUAUUCUCAGCUGAUGCUGGAAAUUCGGUUGGUGAAAUCGUUGGAAUGACAAAAGCAAUAAAUUCUGUUGAUUUUAAAUCAAAUAGACCAUUUCGUGCAAUAACAGGAAGUGAAGAUAAUGCUGUUUCAUUCUUUGAAGGACCACCAUUCAAAUGGAAAACAACAAUGUCGGAUCAUGAAAAGUUUGUUCACGUUGUACGAUAUUCUCCUGAUGGUGAAAAAUUUGCUUCUGGUGCUGCUGAUGGACGAGUACUUAUCUAUGAUGGUAAAACCGGUGAAAAGCAAUCAGAACUCGGUUCACCCGCACAUACGGGAAGCAUCUACGGUUUAUGUUGGGAUCCAACUAGCCAUUUUAUAUUAACAGCAUCCGGUGAUAAAACAGCAAAAAUAUGGGAUGUCAGUAAAGGAAGUCUACUCGAAAAUUUUGCUAUGGGUAGCGAUUUGAAAGAUCAACAAGUUGGUUGCUUAUGGCAAGGAAAUCAUAUAAUUACUAUUUCAUUAUCUGGCUAUAUUAAUUAUCUUGAUCGAAGUAAACCUGAUGUACCACGGCGCGUUGUCAAAGGUCAUAAUAAAAGUGUGACUGCAAUGACAAUAUUUGGCGUUAGUGGCAAUCAGAAUCCAGCUGCCAACAAAUAUAUUUAUAGUGCUAGUCAUGACGGUGUUGUCAUUCGAUGGAAUGAAAAUGGUACUGAUACGGAACUAGUCGAUGGUGAAUGUCAUACAAAUCAAGUUCAAAGUUUUAGUUCAAAUUCUCGUCGUGUUGUAUCGUGUGGUCUUGAUGACACUGUGCGAUAUAUCAACGUUAGAACUAAUUCAUAUGAGCGUACCGAGAAACUGUCUAGUCAGCCGCGUGAUAUUUGCAUCAGUGAAACAGAUGUUGUAUUUUGUGUUGCUUCAAAUAUGAUCUAUAUGAUACAAGAUGAAGGAACAAUGGUCACACAUAAACUGAAUUACGAAGCAACAUCUGUCGCUGUACAUCCACAUGGAACAGAAUUGGCUAUUGGAGGAAAAGAUAAUAAAACACAUGUGUAUAUGAUCGAUGGUACAGCAUUAACAGAAAUUCGUAUAUUUGAACAUCAUGAUUACAUUGUUAAAGUUACUUAUUCACCGCAAGGAAAUUAUUUUGCAUCUGCUGAUAAUAUGAAAAAUGUUAAAUGUUAUAAAUUACCAGAAUAUCAAGAAAUUAGUCGUGAUAUGUGGCGUUAUCAUGCUGGUACAAUAACAUCACUCCAAUUCAGUCUUGAUGGAAAAAAAUUAGCAUCGACUGGUAUUGAUACACAUUUAAUGCUUUAUUUACCAGAAAAUGUUUCCAAAGUUACACAAGUCAAAGGUGCUCAUCAACUCAAUCCUGUUACAUGUUCGGCAUGGCUUACAAAUGAUACGUUGUUUACAGGUGGUAACGAUUGUUGUUUGAAAAAAUGGUCUGUUCGUUAA